This is a messenger RNA of Acanthochromis polyacanthus (spiny chromis), 4128 nucleotides long. It is a transcript of the gene mboat2b, whose product is annotated as membrane bound O-acyltransferase domain containing 2b. The coding region runs from base 30 to 1553 and encodes 507 amino acids. The record is from RefSeq and is a predicted model, not a curated record. The transcript is spliced from 13 exons. Gene Ontology annotation, cellular component: membrane. Lineage: Eukaryota; Metazoa; Chordata; Actinopteri; Pomacentridae. Gene Ontology annotation, molecular function: acyltransferase activity. Gene Ontology annotation, biological process: lipid modification.
GCAGCAGACCCGGCCGCAGACACGGAGCCAUGGCAGAUGACGACGCCCCAACCACGGCCUGCACCGGCUCCAGCCUGCUGCAGCCGGUCAGCGAGAUCACCAACCUGCCGCUGGACCAGGUGAACUUUGUGGUGUGUCAGCUCUGUGCUCUGAUCUCAGCCUUCUGGUUUCGUCUCUUCCUCCACCCCAGUAAAACCAGUCCGUUCAUCAGACAUGUGGUGGCGACUCUACUGGGACUCUACUUCGCUAUGUUCUGCUUCGGAUGGUACGCUCUUCACUUCCUGGUUCAGAGUGGACUCACCUACGGCAUCAUGAUCCUGACCGGAGUCGAACACAUGCACAAAUACUGCCUCCUGGUGGCCCUGAGCUAUCUGAGUCUGUGUCAGAUCACUCGAGUCUACGUCUUCGAUUACGCCAUGUACACUGCUGACUUCACAGGCCCCAUGAUGGUGAUAACACAAAAGAUCACCAGCCUGGCGUUUGAAAUCCAUGACGGAAUGGCUCGAAAAGAGGAACAUCUGACAGCAGGGCAGAAGAUUCUGGCGAUAAGGAGGAUGCCCAGUCUGCUGGAGUACUUCAGCUACAACUGUAACUUCAUGGGGAUCCUGGCCGGACCCACCUGCUCCUACAACGACUACAUCGCUUUCAUAGAGGGGGACCCACGUCGCCAUAGAGACCAGGAGGCCGACAGGAAGUCCACCUGCAAGCUGAGGCAGAACGAGCCCUCGCCAAAUAUGGAGGUCGUCCGUAAAGUGGCCACGUCCUUCUUCUGCCUCCUGGUCUUUCUGUCGGUGUGUAAGGUUUUCCCCGUAGAGCGAAACAUCGAUGACAAUUUCAUCGCCAACACGCCGUUUUAUGCUCAGGUGGUCUAUCUGUAUCUGUCCAUGGUGACCACCAGACCCAAGUACUACUUCGUGUGGACGCUCGCUGAUGCCAUCAAUAACGCUGCUGGCUUUGGCUUCAAUGGCUACGACAGUGACGGCUCUCCUCGCUGGGACCUCAUCUCUAACCUGAGGAUCCUCAACAUUGAGUUUGCCACCAGCUUCAAAGUUUUCCUCGACAACUGGAACAUUCAGACGGCGCACUGGCUCAAAAGAGUGUGUUACGAGCGAUGUCCCUACCACCCAACAGCAGCCACCUUCAUCCUGUCAGCCAUGUGGCAUGGAGCCUAUCCAGGAUACUACCUCACCUUCCUCACCGGCAUCGUCGUCACGCUGGCCGCCAGAGCGGUCAGACACAACGUUCGGCCAUACUUCCUGCAAUCACCCACCCACAAAGUGGUCUAUGAUGUCAUCACAUGGGCGGCAACUCAGAUCGCCAUCUGCUACACAGUGGUGCCUUUUGUGCUGUUGUCUGUGGGUCCGUCGCUAAAGUUUUACAGGUCCUGGUACUUCAGCCUCCACAUUGGUUGCGUUCUGUUGGCUGUGGCAUUGCCUGUCAAACCGAGACAUCUCCGCCUCAAAGAGCAGCAGAAAAGCUCCCUCCAAGAGUCGUCUCAGCACCAUCUGGAGGGUCCAGACAGCAACUGCAGCCAGAAGGAAAAAACCACAUGAGGACAUAGAAUAUUCAUGGGCAACAUCAUAUUUCCAUGACAAGGUGUGAACCAUCACAGGGAGCUGCCUGCAAGCCUCGGUACAGAAACUCGAUGGACAGUACUGUAAUAUUUGGGACAUUGGGAUGGAUGAAAAUAGACCCUGUGUUGUACCAUGUCUUUUAAAAGGAAGUACGACUGCCAGGAUAGUGUCUGGACUCAAGUGGUUUGUCUGUUAGUCUGUUGGCAGGUUCAGACAAAUCAGCAACGUCAGAGGAUAUAUAUAUAUAUAUAUAUAUACAUAUAUAUAAAUACAUACUGUGUGUGAAUAAAUACAAACAGCCCUGAACUGUCAUGGCCACUUUCGCUGAAGUGACCCCAUUUUCUUCCUGGCCGGACUCCUGCAGGCUUUUGAUCUGCAAGUUUGACUGAAUCAAGGAAGGCAAAACGAAAGGAUGAGUAAGAAGGAAGUACAUGGAUGAAUUAGUGAAUGAAAAGUCCACUGUAUGACGAUCCAGAAUAAGCAGGUGGAUGACUAAAUGAGUGAAUUAAAAUCCAACUGACUAAAACACUACAUCACAGUAUUCACAUAAGUUGGAGAAAGUGCCAAUAAUUGUUCCACUCAGUCGCCUUAGUUGUUUUGAUUUUUACAAGAUGAAUAAAAAUGCUGCUUUGCAGGAGUACAGACCAUUUUCACUUCAGAUAUCUUCUCCUGCUCUUCAGAUGUCACUUUGUGGAAAGUACAGGACUAUUAAUGACAGCUGCAUUCCACUUUACUGAGGUCCUGCUUUUGUGCAUGCUGGUUCACUGUCAUGACUCCUGAUGGAACAGAUAACGUACACCAGUACUUUUAUUUACUGUCUCAAGCCAAAAUAUCUGCAGUGAAAAUGGUUUAUUAGCACGAUCUGUUGAUGUGUGAGCGGUGAGGACAGUGUCACGUUUACAUUUGUAGAUGUCGGUUUUGGUCAACUUGUUGUUUAUGUCAUAUCAUUCCAAACAGAUGUGAGGGUUUAUAGAAUAUUGUGUUUGCAGAAUCAGUUUGAAGAACUGGAAAACACUGGAAAAAGGAAUUCAAGUUCUGAAAUGUCUGUAUGAUGAUAUGAGCUGUAAAGCUACUUAGAUAUCUCCACCAUGAGAGGGUCAUGCUGGUUUCAAGGAGUUAGCUUUCUUAGCUGAUCAAAUAUGUUGCUAUAGUUAAUGGUUUAGUUAAGAUGCUGAUCUAAAACUUAGCUAACCGUUCAAAUCUAAAACAAUCACACUAAACCAAAUUUAGAUUGCAUCCUUGAAAGGACAUAUACAAAAACGUAACUGCACAUUGUUUUAUGAUGUUUAAUUUGACCGUCACAUCUUUUGAAGACAUGGCCUUUGUUGGCCUCAUCUUUCUGGUUGGCUGACACUUCACUGAAGAAAUUUAACUAGUUGGUUUAUUUUUUAAGUGACUUGGUUCAUGUUAGCUAAUGAUUUCAGCUACUUGCUUUGGGAUGGCCAAUCACUGAGUAGAGAAACUAGUACAUUUCACUUUGGGUUAGCUAUCUGUUCAGUAUGUAACCUGAAAAUGUUUGAUUCAAGUUAAUUAAAGGUUAAUUUUGGUUAAAAGAAAGGUAAUUUUGGGUUAGCAAACAACUCUAAAUGCUAAAACAGACAAAGCAAGCUAACUAAAGAGGCAGUUAGCACCAAGAAAUGUUACAACUAAUGGUUCGGUUUAGAUGAUAAACUAUUUGAUUCAGGUUAGCUAAUAACUCCAAACUAAACAGCUGCAGUUUGAUUUAGGUUUACUAGUGCUUUACUUCUGAAACUAAACCACUUAGUUUCCUUUCUAAGAAGUUUGGUUCAUGUUAGCUAAUGGUUUCAAAAUGUUUGUUUUUGAUUAAAUACCAGGUCAGAGUAGGAGCUAAAACAAUGCGCUUUUGGUUAGAUAAUAGUUUGGUGUGGCAACUAAAACAUUAUUCGUUAAACCAUUUAUUUUAAAGUUUAUUUUUGGUUACCUACAGUGCAAUGUUGAAGCCAAGACAGGCUUAUUAAAGUGACUUUGAUUCAUGUUGGUUAAUGAAAAUGUUGAGUUGAACUAAAAGAAAGUUUAGUUUGGGUUCACUAACAGCUCAGUGUGGAAACUGAACUAGUCAGCUUAGAAAUAACAGCUAAAGACGGUGCAUAAGUCAGCUGCUGACAGUUAUCUCUCCAGCAGCUGUAAAAAUUAUAGUCAGAUUAGCUGAAGGUUUGGGUUUCAUACAAGAAAGCAGUUAUUCUUCUGCACUAACUUAUAUUCCAGCAGUAUUGUUUAAAAUGGUGCAUCACACCACGUCAGUACCAACACAUGAAGCCCAGUAUUCAGAAUUACUGCUUUGUGUUUGUAGUCGUGUCUUCUUUGCAACAUCAGGAAAGCACCUUUCUAAAUGUAUCUGUAUGUUUUCCUGUUUCCAUGUUUGUAUCUUUAGUGUUGUGUUUAUUUCUUACAAUUUCCUGACACCUGGUUAAAGAUGUGACAUUACUUAAAAAUAUGUUGAGGUGGUACAUAACUAAUGUUCUGAUGGGGAAUCAGUUUGAUAUGGACAAUACGUUUGUUUUUUGUAAAUGAUGUGAUUAAACCUUGGAUUUUU